Messenger RNA from Bicyclus anynana (squinting bush brown), 1910 nucleotides. It is a transcript of the gene Actbeta, whose product is annotated as inhibin beta chain. The record is from RefSeq and is a predicted model, not a curated record. Gene Ontology annotation, biological process: SMAD protein signal transduction. The transcript is spliced from 4 exons. Lineage: Eukaryota; Metazoa; Arthropoda; Insecta; Lepidoptera; Nymphalidae. Gene Ontology annotation, cellular component: extracellular region. Gene Ontology annotation, molecular function: cytokine activity; growth factor activity. Bases 785 to 1420 code for a protein of 211 amino acids.
UAUUGUAUUUCACAUUUUCAAUAACAAAACAAAUAUAAAACAAUAAAUAAAUAUAUUAAAAUAUAUUUAUGAAGGAUUUAGUUUGAGUGAAGUGAUCGAAAAAAAUUAUUAAAAAAUAGCAAUAACAUAAACUUUUAAUGUUUCACAACGAUCCCGGCUGAUCAUCCACUGCCAUCGGCUACCACCGUUGGAUACUCCGUAGUCCAAAACUUUCUAUUUGUAUUUAAAAUAACAUAAGUAUUUUUAUUUAAUCGAUGACGGUUGCUAUACAUCGUUCAAUCAAUGAAUUUAAUCUAGAAUACCUAUGUCUUUAGGCUGAAGAAUAUAAAGCUGAUGUACCCACGGUAGCGCGAAUCCGUAUCGAUAUUUGUUCCCGGACGAACGAACGGGAAACCAUAGCGACCGGAGAAGCGUAGCCUACAGCCAAAGGCGACCAACGUGUGCACUCAGCCUUACCUUUCCCAUCCUAUCCGUGAUGUAUGCAACCGUUUGAUCAGUAAUGAGCCAUUUCUUAGGUAGGGACGUAGGGACAGAUAGGGAUCUUUAAACCAAAGUUUGGCAAUCGCACUAUUUAGUGAUAAAUUAAAAAAAAACUAUGAAACUCGCUAAAUAUAUGAUUGCUAAAUAUUGGAUUAUAUUUAGCUAAGCACAAGAAAGAUGGUCAUAAACUGAAGAAAACCCUUCGUUCUCAGGUGAGACGUUGAAUGGACAGCGUCUAAUCGAGUUCCGGCUAGGCCACGAAGUGGAGUCGGAACAGGGACUGUCGAUAGCGACUGCGGAGCUAAUGGUCCGCGCGGAAGCUGCGCCGCGCGCGUCGCGCCGCCUGCGGUACACGUUGUGGGCGUUCACCGUCCACGGGAACACGAGCGUCGGCGAACUGGCCGGCGCUACGGAUGCAGGAGGUGGUAGAAACGGUGGACGAGGAUGGCAACGCGUGGACGUGACGAGUGCGGCGCGGCGCUGGGCGGCGGAGGGCGCGCGCGAGCCGCUGCGGUUGCUGGUCGACUGCAGCGGCUGCGCGGGCCGCGUGCGGCUGCGGCUGGGCGGCGCGGCGGCGGCGCGGCCCCUUCUGCGGCUGCGGGUGGCCGCACGCGCGCCGCGCCGCCGCCGCGCGUUGGACUGCGACGCCGCCGCGCGCGGCCGCUGUUGCCGCGAGACCUACUACGUGAGCUUCCGCGCGCUCGGCUGGGACGACUGGAUCGUCGCGCCCGAGGGCUACUACGCUAAUUACUGCCACGGCGUGUGCGAGCCCUACCUCAACUACCACUCGCAGGUGGUAGAGGCGGCGCGGCUGCACCGCGCGGCGUGCUGCGCGCCGGUGCGCUUCUCCGCGCUGUCGCUCAUCUACUUCGGCGCCGACUCCAACAUCAUCAAACGCGACCUGCCAGAGAUGGUGGUCGAGGAGUGCGACUGCCCAUAGCGGCGCUGUACAUAGCCUCCCCCCAUCGAGCCGCGCCCCGCCGUCUCCCGCCUCUCCCCGCUUACGCCGCUCGAAUCCGAUUUAAUCCGAAUCGAUUAUAAAUAAUAUUCUCGACUUGUGUAAUUUUGUUCCUCGCGUUCGAAAGACUAUAUCCUAAUAAAAAAUAAAUACGAAUCGACUGCGCCCGUUUCGCGCUGCGACUGCGCCGCGCUCUGAGACGUUUGCGACGAUCCGGCGCGACGCGGCGCGCGUGCGUCCGCGCGGCCCGCCGCGCGCGAACUGCCAAACACCGCGCGGCCGCACGCGCACCGCGCGGCUGCGACCCGCGCCGCACGUCGCCGCGCGAUCCGUGCGUAGGCGGCCUAACUAAUUUAAUACGCCGUUUUCUUUCACCCCGUUUGGUGAUCGCUUGUAAUUAUUGUAAACUGUAUUAUAAUAAUUAUUAUAAUUAUAAUAAUAAAAUAAUAAAUCAACUUUUUCAUAAUUAUUA